AUGGCGGAAGAUGAUAGCGACCUAGCCAUGAUUCAAGAAAGCCUGCACCUUACGACUGAUUACCAGCUGCGUGCUCCCAGACCGACUGAGCACCCUUCUUCCCCUCCCAAGGGCUUUUUUACACCCAACUCUAUUCGUGUUAUUUGCAGCAUGAUUAUCCUCUGUUGGGUGUACAAGAUCUCCCUGACCGCCCAACUCUUCCACCACUUUUAUUCUCUGAAACGCUCUGAGCUCGGUGUGUUCAUGGUGCAAUCCCGGCCGACUAAUUGGCGUUCCACUCAUCCUUCCUCCUUUGAAUUGUACGAUCAUACCCAUCAUCCUACCUCUCACACUGCCUCCGAGAAGAUACAGGGAGUCCAACUUCUCCUCUUUGUGAUACUGCAAGAAGGUUUUUUGCACUUCUUCGGACUCAGCCCGGCCCCCGCAGAAAUAGGAGCUCCAUUUGAGGCUGCUAUGUUCCGAGCCUACUCUAAGGGAUUCGCCCGAAUGCCCAGUGAUCUUCUGAAGGCUGUGGGUGAGGAGGUUGAGAAGGGCUUGACUACCCCUUCGGCUACUUCCUCUCAUGAAAUCGCAAGCGCGGGGGAACAUUCAGAGUCCUCCACCCCACUGCUUCUGCCAGCGGGCCCUUCUGAAGCUAUCCCUGCAGCUCUGGAGCCCGUCGAGGAAGAGCGGGCUCCCUCUCCUCCUCUAGACAAACGCCUGCGACUUAAGCGCAAGCAUAAGAGAGUCGCUCCUGCGGCCUCUUCUUCUCCGCUUCCUCCCCUCGGACAGACCUCCAAGGCUCAGCAAGAUCAGGACCAGGCCACCAUUAAGUCCCUUCAGGCAUAUCUCCACAAAGCACAGACGGAGGCGUCCACCUUAAAGCAAGAGAAGGCACUGGCCCUGGCCUCUACAGAGAAAGUGAAGGUGGAACUGGUGGAGUACAGAUCAGGUGAAGGCGAUCGUCUCGAAGCUUAUCGAAUUUCUUAUAUCAAGUCUCCCUUGUUCCAGAAGAAGAUAGGACCCUCCAUCCGACCGACCCCUCGGCCUCCUUCAGGAUUAGAUGAUAUUCCCUCCGCCAGUCCUUCCUUUCAAGCAGCUUCACGGGCAUCCUGGCAGGCCCACCUUGCCACUGAACCUACCAGAACGGCUACCCCUCCAGCCCGACGAUCUUGCUCUCCUCCUGGAGACUCAAAUUCGGAUGACCAACCCUUGAGAUUCCGCAGAAGGUGCAUUCAACUAGAACCAGACCUGGAUGCUGGAGGCGCUGGUCGCCCCUCUGCUGGAGGAGUUAGCCACCCAUCUGCUGGAGGCGCUGCUGGAGACACUAGCCACCCAUUUGCUGAUCCAGUUCCCCGAUCCCCCAUUCUUCCUGCACCGACCCCCAGUCCUACGACUGCUGCAGAUCCUCCUGCCACAUGUGCACAGGAACAGGCUGCACCUCCUUCCUCUGAGCCUGUCCAUACUCCUUUCCAAGUGUCGGGUGACACGGCAGGUCCUUCAGCUACCCCCCUGCCGGAUGAAUCACGACCAGGUCCAUCUCACCCUGCUGCCUUCCCCCCUACGGCCUCAGCUCCACAGCUGCAAGGUCUCUCUUACCGCUAA
Molecule: messenger RNA, 1584 nt
Organism: Zingiber officinale
Lineage: Eukaryota; Viridiplantae; Streptophyta; Magnoliopsida; Zingiberales; Zingiberaceae
Product: sal-like protein 3
Exons: 7
Coding region: 1-1584 (527 amino acids)
Source: RefSeq, a predicted model, not a curated record